CAUCGAGCUUCACCGUCACUUCUGUAUCCGAGUAGCCUCGAUCACUACACCGCAUACCUCCUCGAUUCAACUUCGCUCGAUUCCCACCACUCUCGAGGCUCCGCUACACUCACGAUGGCGGAUCGCAAGAAGAGGGACAGAUAUGCGGGCGCCGCGUACGAGUUCGGAGCCAAUGCUGGACUGAACGCUGGUGGAGCUGCUCCUCCCCCUCAGCCAGCUGUCCCUGGAUACGGAGCGGGUGCCCCUGGAUACGGAGCGGGUGCACCUGGAUAUGGUGCCUCGUCUCAGGGCUAUGGCCAACCGGCAGCAUACGGGCAGCCAUCGGGCUUUGUACAGCCUGCAUCCCCCUACGGACAGCCUGCUGCCCAGGAUCCCAAUGCGCUUGGCCAGCAGUUUGGACAGAUGAACUUGGGUCCUCAGCAGGGACAGGUAGCGCCGCAACAGCAACAACAAGCAGCUGCAGCUUCGCAGAAUCAAUUGUUCCCCUCCGAUCUGAUCGCGCAGCCCUUUCACGUCUCCGAGCUAUACAACCCCCCACCGCCAAUCAACCUCCCCGCGAACGCCGCAGCUACACCCUCCGAAUUCGCAAACGAGUCGAGCAAGUACCUGCGCUGUACAUUGAACACCAUCCCUACCAACCACUCUUUGCUUAAGAAGAGCAAGCUGCCAUUUGCAUUGGUUAUUAGCCCGUAUGCCAGCUUGCACGAUUCAGAGGACCCUGUGCCGGUCGUUCACGACCAGGUUAUCAGCCGUUGUCGACGAUGCCGAGCGUACAUCAACCCCUUCGUUUCCUUCCUCGAUCACGGACACAGGUGGAGGUGCAACAUGUGCAACCUGACGAACGAUGUUCCCCAGGCCUUCGACUGGGAUGCGGCACAACAGAAGAGCGUCGAUAGGUGGCAACGCCCUGAGCUGAAUUAUGCCGUUACCGAGUUCGUUGCGCCACAAGAAUACAUGGUCAGACCUCCACAGCCGCUGUGCUACUACAUCCUGCUGGACUGCACACAAGCAUCUGUGAACAGCGGUCUCCUUGCGGUUGUUUCGCGGGUCAUCAAGGAGGCAUUGGAGAGGAUACCAAAUGCAGACGGCAGGACGCGCAUUGGAUUCAUGGCUGUGGACUCGAGUCUGCACUUCUUCUCCAUCCCACCGGAUGGCAGCGAGAACAACGAUGCACACCAACUUGUUGUUUCUGACCUGGACGAGCCCUACCUACCAAUGCCCACAGACUUGCUUGUCAGUCUGAGCCAGUGCCGAAACAACAUCGAGAACUUCCUCGACCGUCUCCCUGCGAUGUUCCAGAACACACACGUGCCCGGCUUUGCGCUGGGUUCCGCUCUUCGAUCUGCGCACAAGCUGAUUUCGCCGCUUGGAGGAAAGAUCACAGUCAUUGGUGCCUCGCUCCCCAACGUUGGGCAUGCUGCGUUGUCCCCCAGAGAAGACAAGUCCUUGUUGGGUACCGGAAAGGAGGCUAGUCUGUUGCAACCAGCCAACAACUGGUACAAGUCGUUCGCUGUAGAGUGCUCUAAGAACCAGGUCUCGGUCGACAUGUUCCUGUUCUCAUCCCAAUACCAGGAUGUUGCAACACUCAGCAACCUGCCACGUUUCACGGCAGGCCAAACAUAUUUCUACCCUGGAUGGAACGCUGCUAGGCAAGAGGACGUCAUGAAAAUUGCCAAGGAGUUGGCCGACUACCUAUCUGCAGAGAUCGGUCUAGAGGCCGUUCUGCGCGUGCGUGCCACAACCGGUCUGAGGAUGUCGGCUUUUUACGGCAACUUCUUCAACCGUUCUUCGGAUCUCUGCGCUUUCCCAGCAUACCCUAGGGAUCAGGCUGUUGUAAUCGAAGUCGCAAUCGACGAGACCAUUAGCAAGCCCUUUGCCUGUCUCCAGGCUGCUGUUCUGCACACAACUUCAAGUGGGCAACGCCGUAUUAGGGUACUGACACUCGCUGUGCCUACCACAGAAAACCUCGCGAAUGUAUACGCCUCGGCCGAUGCUCAGGCUAUCACUACUUACUUUACCCACAAGGCCGCUGAGCGUGCUUUGUCAAGUGGUCUGGAUGCUGCUCGCGAUGCCCUGCAGGGCAAGAUCAUCGAGAUCUUGCAGACCUACAGGAAAGAGUUGGCCGGCGGCAGCAUGGGAGGUGGUGGCCUUCAGCUGCCUCAGAACUUGCGUGCUCUGCCAAUUCUGUUUUUGGGUCUCAUCAAAAACGUCGGUCUGCGAAAGAGUGCACAGAUUCCCUCCGAUCUGCGAUCAGCUGCUCUCGACCUUCUAUCAACAUUGCCCCUACGUCUGCUGGUUCAGUACAUCUACCCUGCAUUCUACAGCCUUCACGAUAUGCCUGACGAUGCUGGUAUUCCUGACCCCACCACCGGCCAUAUCACAAUGCCUCCUCUGAUGAAUCUCACAUCGCAGUCCAUCGUUCCUUACGGCCUGUACCUGCUUGAUGACGGUGUCAACCAGUUCCUGUGGGUUGGUCGUGACACUGUCCCCGCUCUGCUUGGUGAUGUCUUCGGUGUUGAGGACCGCACACAAUUGAAGCAGGGCAAAGCUUCCCUGCCGACUAUCGACAACGACUUCUCCGAGCGUGUACGAGCAGUCGUAGAGAAGUCUGGAGACCACAAGAGCAAGGGUGUUGGAAGCAUUGUCCAACCUUCGCUGUAUAUCAUCAAGGAGGACGGUGAGCCAAGCUUGAAGCUCUGGGCUCAGACAUUACUGGUCGAAGACCGUGCAGACCAGGGCGAGAGCAUUGUCCAGUGGAUAAGCAAGCUGCGAGAGAAGGUUGUUCAGUAGACGUGUUCCCAGCGUUAUUUCAAAAUGUAGCUUGUAAUGACUUGGAGCGGCGUAGGCGAGUUGAAAGUCGCAAUCGACUUGGGUGGCGGGUGAGUUGCUAUAAGCAUAGUUGUAGGACACUAGCCAGCUGCAUGCUCGCAAUAGACAC
This is a messenger RNA of Macroventuria anomochaeta, 2938 nucleotides long. RefSeq lists its product as uncharacterized. Gene Ontology annotation, biological process: endoplasmic reticulum to Golgi vesicle-mediated transport; COPII-coated vesicle cargo loading; intracellular protein transport. NCBI's taxonomy places the organism in Eukaryota, Fungi, Ascomycota, Dothideomycetes, Pleosporales, Didymellaceae. The record is from RefSeq and is a predicted model, not a curated record. The transcript has 3 exons. Gene Ontology annotation, molecular function: SNARE binding; zinc ion binding. Gene Ontology annotation, cellular component: endoplasmic reticulum exit site; COPII vesicle coat. The coding region runs from base 115 to 2790 and encodes 891 amino acids.